UCAAUGUGGGUUAGUGUGUCCCUCCUGCACGCGCACGGCACAGUUCAGUGAGUCUACAGAAACACACACACAUAGCUUACAGAGAUGGAUCUCGAACAAAUGGGUCCCCAAACCUUCCUGUACGGUUGCGAGCUCAAGGCAGGCAAGGAAGUCACUUUUAAUCCAGAGGAUGAUGAUGAUUAUGAUCAUCAGUUAUCAGUCCGAAUGGCCUGCGUUGAUCCCACAACAAAAGACGAGCUGAACAUUGUGGAGAUCGAAGGACAGGAUUCAGAGGGUCAGAAGGUCAAGGCAGUUCUGGCCACGCUCAGGCCUUCCACUCUCCCCAGCGUGUGUUUGGGUGGGUUUGAGAUCACUCCACCUGUUGUGUUCCGCCUACGCUCUGGUUCCGGUCCAGUUCACAUUAGUGGACAGCAUCUCGUCAUCAUGGGAGGAGACCAGUCCUUUGAUGAAGAAGAGGAGGAGGAGGAAGAAGAGGAGACACUGACAACAGCUAAGAAGAGGCCAGCAUCGGUGACUCAAAAUCCUUCAAAAAAAAUGAAGUUAGAUGAAGAGGAGGAGGACGAAGAUGAGGAUGAAGAUGAUGAUGAGGACGAUGAUGAUGAGGAGGAGGAGGAAACUGAAGAAGAGUCUCCUGUAAAGGAAAAGAAGGCACCAUCCAAACCACAGACCCCUGCACAGAACGGAAAAGGACCCAAGUCCAAUACGCCUGCUAAACAACAGAACAAGACUCCCGAAAAGAACAAAAAGGAUGUCAAGAAAGCACAGUCACCCAAAACGCCACAGACCCCACAGGUCCUCACUGUCCCCGAGAUCAAAGCCAAAAUUAUGGCAAGUGUAGAAAAGGGUGUAGCAUUGCCAAAAUUACAGCCAAAGUUUGAGAACUUCGUAAAACACGGCUUAAAAGUCACGGACGCAAAGGUAAUCGAGGAGCUCUGGAAGUGGAGACAGAGUGUAAAAUAAGAGCUAAACCAUCUUUUGUUUUGCUUAAAUUAUUAGGCGCUCCCCCAAUUUUUUCUUUUUUUUUUUCUUUUUUUGACCAUGAUUUUACUUUUUCUUGUUACCUGCAAUUUUAAGUUCGUCCCCAUACUCUUCUGUUUCUAUGUCAAAUCCGUGCCAUUCCCUGAGAAGACUUUAAUCAGAACAUGACCUUUUUCAUCCUUUGCAAUCUGGCUUCUCCUCACCCUCUCGUGUUGUCAUGUCCCUGGAGUGUGGCCUUAAUUUGGCAGCCUUGUUGUUUAAAUGAGAGUCUGAGCAGAUUUCAGCCCUCUAAUUUAUAUAAAGAUUUGAUGACUACCCGUCCAUGGUUUCUUUAAAAUCACAUGGAAAUGUGUUUAUGGCGUUCUGAUUAUAGAUGCACCUGCCAAGUCAAUCUACUGAAAUCUUGAACAACUUGACCUGAUUUGCAAUGCAUGAUUAAUGGGUUUCAGAAUGGUAUCGGUGAUGAAUUCCAGUAUUUCAGCAGUAUGUUAUUUUUUGUAAUUGUCUGUAUCCUGUAACUUUUGCUAGAAGGUGGGCUGUACUUUAUGUUUGGGAUUGAUUAGUCAACUGUAAUUAAUCCAAUGUCAAGAAUGUAUAAUGUCAGUCUGUGCAGCUAAAUCUCAGAGCUCAUAAUCUGUGGACUGCAAUUCAAAUGUGGUUCACUUUUUUGACUUUAUUGAAUCUGUUUAAAUGCAAAUAAAGUUUAUAUUUCACAAGUGUUAACCCA
Messenger RNA from Carassius auratus (goldfish), 1705 nucleotides. Its product is annotated as nucleophosmin. The record is from RefSeq and is a predicted model, not a curated record. The transcript has 10 exons. Gene Ontology annotation, cellular component: nucleoplasm; ribonucleoprotein complex; cytoplasm. The coding region runs from base 85 to 960 and encodes 291 amino acids. Gene Ontology annotation, biological process: ribosomal large subunit export from nucleus; regulation of centrosome duplication; ribosomal small subunit export from nucleus. Gene Ontology annotation, molecular function: chromatin binding; histone binding; RNA binding. Lineage: Eukaryota; Metazoa; Chordata; Actinopteri; Cypriniformes; Cyprinidae.